Molecule: messenger RNA, 4422 nt
Organism: Monopterus albus (swamp eel)
Lineage: Eukaryota; Metazoa; Chordata; Actinopteri; Synbranchiformes; Synbranchidae
Product: protein FAM163B-like
Exons: 4
Coding region: 1166-1696 (176 amino acids)
Source: RefSeq, a predicted model, not a curated record
UCUUGUCUUUAAGUCCCUCCAAACGCACGCAGCUCACAGACUAAUGCUGUGAAGUCAAAAGAGACCUCAUCCAGCAUUUUGUCCCUCUUUUUUCAUUUUCUCCUCGCUUGUCUCUAGCACUCAUAGCCAAUCUGAGCCUGUGACUAAAGCGUCAUCUUCCCAGGCUGCACACUCCAGGCUAUAUUUUAUCACUGGGUCUGCAGGCGCUAAGAGCCACCUCUGGAUUUAAAGAGCAUUUACUCGUUUCCGCGCUCAGGACGUCGCUCUGCAGGAAUCAGCAAUUACACGGAGAUCCAACAACCGUGCAUCAAAUAUAUUUUGUGGGACAAGACAGCUGGAAGCACGUUGUAGCCUUAGGGCGACUGGUCAGCUUGCUUUUCGCCAAACAUUCGAUGCAAUGAGACAAACGUUCAAGAGAGAGAGAAGAUAAGCUGAUAGUGAGAACAGAAAGGGUAGCGAGUUUAAAAUGCCCCACGUCGAUUGAACCCGGAGCAGCACUAUUACAAAUAUCUGACCUCGACCUCCUCAAACGGAAACUGGUUGUGAGAUGUCGAGAUUUCCAAUCAUCUCGUCUCCUCCUUCAACACACAUGCUGCCGAGGCUGAUGAUGAUGUUUGCGUAGGAGUGUUUUAUUGUUCGGACAGCGCUGGUUGACCAAUUCAAACAACUCCAGACGAGCAGUGCAUGAAACUGUGUGCGUGUGUGCGUGUGCGAUUGUGUGUAGCUGGCUGCCUGAUCCAAACAUUUGAGAUAAUAUUAUUUCUUAUUGAAGCGCGGCUCAUUUUUUUUGUCACCAUUGGAGUGUUUUUCUGUUUCCUGGAAUUGGGCAGAAUAUGUUUUGCAAGCGGGAAAAGUAGUCUAGAAAUAAAGAACAUCAACGUGGACCAUCUGCAAAAGGAAGCAUCUGCGCUUGUGUCCUUCUUUAACGAACAGCUAAAGAGGAUCAGGAUAGCAGCGAUUACUUCACCAGCACUGGGGACUUUCUUUGUCAUUUUUAACUAGUGAUUGAGUUCGACAUAACAUAAAACCAGCAGAGGUCGGGACCUGACCUCCAAGGAGCAACCGCUGCCCUAGAUGUGACCCGGUGAAUUCUUCUUGUCUCUGAAGAAUUUCACAAGAGACUGCUUCGUCCAUGGACCAAGGGUGUUGAUGGAGAGCCUUUCGAAUGACAGCCGGGACAGUGGUCAUCACUGGUGGAAUUCUAGCUACAGUUAUAUUACUCCUUAUUAUUGCAGUACUGUGCUACUGUAGGCUGCAGUAUUAUUGCUGUAAGAAGGAAGAGUCCGAGUCGGAGGAGGAGGAGCCAGAUUUUGCGGUUACGUCCCGCCUCCCACCAGUACACUCCAAUCACAACAUUGUGGCAGCUACGGCCGCUGCCUCCUCCAUCCCAAAUGGCCCCACCCUUUUCUCCACCCCUCCACUGGCCAGGAAACUGACACGUUCACAGACCAUCUGUCCAUCCUGUACACACUAUGAUCUACCUUUUUACCUCCAGCCCCCUCAGCCGCAAAUCCACCACCAGCCAGAUGGGUUGAGGAACGGAGGUGACCGGAUCAGCUACCGCAGCGUCCAGCAGCAGGAGCUGGACCUGCCAGUGCCUGUGAACAUUUCAAACUACCGCAAGCCACAUCUUGCCCGGUCAGUCACAAUGCGGGACAUGUUCACACGCAGCUGUAGCAUCAGCACUGAUGUUUAGCUAGGUGAGGUUGGAACUUGAUGUAAAUGUAUGCUGAAAUGGGUUAGGAAGGCCCUAGACUGGACUGGGCUUGAGUCAGCCUUUGUUUUUGUCAUUUUGACACGCUAAGUCCAAUCUAAUAUGGUCUAGUGUAGUUUCACAUCAUUCUGCUGAUCACCUCUUGCAGAAUGAAGGACUCAGGUGGCUCUCAGGAAAGGAUUUUUAAAGGUACUAUGCUCAGGUCCAGGGCCUUAUACCUGGGCCAACAGAGAAUUUAGAGUAUUUCAGAAAUGUUAAAUGGAUUGUUUUUGGUUUUGAAUGAUCAUUUUUAAUAAUAAGAAUGAAUUAGUUUUACAAUUUGAUAAAAAUUCAUGCAGCCCUACUUUCUUUAGACUCCUCUAGCCAUGGCCUGAAGGUCAAAUCGAUUUCCACCAUGUCAUAAUUAUAUAAUCAACAGGGAUUUUCUCUUUGCAAUAGCUGCAAACAAAAUAAGUUUAGGAGAUGUUCUGUGUUUCCCUCUCCUACGAUAGGAUGAUCUCCACCCACAGAUUACCGAGAUUAUAAUACUGUAUAACACUCACGACCAGAGGAAAGACUCGAGGGGAAAGGGGAUUGUCAUGUUUUAGCUGCCACCCACAGACAUUUUAGGUAGACUUAACUUAGGCCAUACUAUUAUAAAACAUAAAGGGCUCACAGAAGAUGUAAAUCCCUGGUUGUUUUCCAUAUCCUUUUAUAGAAGUCUCCAGGUUGAAGGGAGACUGGUUUCUCUGAGUGUCUGACAUCACAAAAUGUAUAUACAGGCUUCUAUACUCAAGCAGAGAAAGACCUCUGUGUUCUUACAGGCAGGGUGAACUAGGUGCCAAAGGUGGCUGGGUUUUUGUGUAUAUGUGUGAGUGUGCUUGUAUGCAUGCGUGUGUGUAUGCCUGCAUGUGUGUAUGACUCAAUUAGUAGAUAUACCACAAUUCUUAUUCCAUACAAUUAAGCGCAAUCUGUCAACCCCAUGUAUACUGAUCCCAGUGGUGGGUUGCAAUAAGGUUUUAAUCAUUUAUUGUAAAGGGUGAAGGUAUUUUCUAUGUGUCACUUUGUGUUAAUGCAAAGAAUGACCUAAGCAGAUGAUAUGGCAGUGAGUUUUGCAACUAAAUGUUUAUUUUACUGAUUAAUGCUAUAACACAGGCUCAAGCUAUACGUAGGUGCCAGUUUAGAGGCAGAAAUGUUUGACAGCAACACUUUUAAAUUUACAGUGAAAUCUUCACUAUAGUUCUUCACUAAAGUUUCAGUUUAUGGGCUCUUUAAUGCAUUUGUUGUGCUGUCCCUGAUUUGUUAAUAUAUGGAUUCACGGGCUAAAGAUUAAUUCACCUUUAGAGGUACACAACUAUAAAUAUUUAACAGGCCAUCGCAUACACUGCAGUCUCUUGACUUGCUGGACUGAGGAAUGUUUGCUCUUGAGUUCCUUCUUGAAAUUAUUUUAUCUUGUACUCUUGGCUGACUGGCCUGACUGGAGAGCUGAUCUUGUGACCGGAGGAGCAGCAGCAGAGACACAGGACACACAUUUAAUGAAUGGAAGUAAUUGCUGGUGGUUGUGUAAGGGGUUUUAAGCUGAAGUCCUUUUGAUGGACACCCACCCCCUCUCAAAAUGGAUGUUAAAUGCUAUUGUGCCCCCUUCUAUCUCUCUCGCUCUCUCUGUUCUUUCUGUCUCCCUGUUGAUUUUAUUUGCAGUCAUGCUCACUUAUUUGAGUGAAACAGUGAGUGAUUUUCUUUUAACUUGCCUCUUGUGACAUGCGCUUUCCUGCUAAUACACUAGGACACAAUACAAACAGUAUGCACACACACACACACACACACACACACACACACACACACGCACGCACGCACAAUAGUUCUCAAUGCUAUGCUUUCCUUAUUUUUGAAAUAGAAACUACAUGACAGCUGCACAGGAAAUUUAGUGCCAUAAACAAUUAUGAGAGAAUAUAUUAUUAUUAUCAGUGUAUAUUCAAAUGCAAUGUUGCUUUUAAAGUAUUUGAAUUACUUGCUUUAUUUUAUGAUCCAGCUGGUUUUUCAGACUCAGUACAGUAAAGCAGAAAUGUUUCUGUCCUUGUUUCUAAUGUAUAACUAAAGACACAUUGUUGCUAAUAAAAUAGUGUGAAAAUCCUUCUACUCUGUUUUGUGGUGGCCAUCUAUUUCACCAAAAGUCAGCAUUUCUUACUGUUCAAAUUUAACUUUUCAACUGUUUUUGAAUGUUAUUUAAAAAAAAGCUUAUUUACUGUAAUGUGUAUUGCCUACACAGGACAUCACAGUGCUAUAUUUCUGCUGACUGCUAAAUGUUGAACAGGCAAUUCAACUAAAAGCAUGCUGCAUUAUCCUGGAUUAUCCUAUUUAGCGAACUGCUAAAGGCAGGGUAAACAUCAGCUAGCUUAAAUAUAUGCUUUGGUUAGAGCGCCACAUGAUAAAAAGCAGGGCUGGACUAGUUCCUGUGAGCAACCUUGUAGAAGAUUUGUUUCUUGUCUAGACCAACUUGAUUGGAAGUGAUAUGUAGACCACUCAUUUCACUGAUCAAAGAAGUGUACUGCACAUUUGUGUAGGUAUCUUUUUUUUACAGUAACAUAAAUGACUUGUCUUGUCCUGUAAAGUUACAGUUGUAAAUAAAUUCAAAAGACAAGCCUACUAAUUUGUUUUUUUCUUAUGUUAAGAGUCAAAUACAUACUGUAACAGGUCAAAUGUUAACAGCCUGCUGAGCCACUAGCCACAUC